Molecule: messenger RNA, 771 nt
Organism: Papaver somniferum (opium poppy)
Lineage: Eukaryota; Viridiplantae; Streptophyta; Magnoliopsida; Ranunculales; Papaveraceae
Exons: 2
Coding region: 85-408 (107 amino acids)
Source: RefSeq, a predicted model, not a curated record
CAGUCAGCCAUCGUCUCGACUCUCUUCUGACUGAGGGCCGAUUGAUAAUCAAGGUUUUGGAGAUCAAGAAAAGAUCAAUACGGAAUGGGUUUAGAGAGUCUAAGGGUUUACAGAAACCUAUUAAAAGCUGUGAAGAAACAUAUUGGUACUCAAGGUACUAAAAAACAUUUUACUGAUUACAUCACUCAAGAAUUCAGAAACACAUCAUCAUUAACAGAUCCAAAAUUAAUCAAACACAAGAUUAACCUAGCUUCAAAUUAUACUUAUAUGCUCAAUAGCAUUCACCAUCACCAGAACCUGCUCUUCUCUUACAACAUUGCUGUAGAUAGAUCCGAAGAAAUGACGAGGACACUAAGAAAAUCUGCGGGAAGUGUUGGUCUCCAGCUUCCCGAAGUCUAUCGAGCUUGACCUGUAAUGGGCCUCCAGUUCGUUUGCAGCCUGCACUGUUGGUUAGCUUAUGCUUCUCAAAGAAUGGGUAAGUUAGUUGUUUUGGUUUUCACUUGGAAUUAAUUAUGGGGAAUUUAUUAGCAUUUUUUCCCAAGAGCAAAAAAAAACACAUUUACAGAUCAAUCUAAGCUUUCUGUAUGUGACUGUUCUUUUUCCUAAUAUUGUUGUUCAUGAUUCAACGAAUAGUACAUACUAUUCUUUGCAGAGUUAUUUCUGUUUUGAUCAGUAUGUAUAAAUGCAGUCUGAAAGCAAAUAGUAUAGUAGAACCGAAUCGGUUUAAAUUCAGAAUGAAUAAAGAAUAUAUGUCUGUGUUUCAUUGUUUUA